Molecule: messenger RNA, 1194 nt
Organism: Fukomys damarensis (Damara mole-rat)
Lineage: Eukaryota; Metazoa; Chordata; Mammalia; Rodentia; Bathyergidae
Product: sulfotransferase 1C2
Exons: 9
Coding region: 1-1194 (397 amino acids)
Biological process (GO): sulfation
Cellular component (GO): cytoplasm
Molecular function (GO): sulfotransferase activity
Source: RefSeq, a predicted model, not a curated record
AUGGCAAGCUACUGUCAGAGUCCCAACACCAUGUGUCCAGGUCCAGCACAGAGCCACCGGGAACUGUCACAGUGCAGCGGGACCCCAUAUCUGCUCCUUCCUGAACCAGUGUGGACUGGGUGCACAGCAGGGGAGAAAGUGAGGAAAUCCAGCCUGAGCGUGGUUCAGGUCCAGGCCAGUGAGCAGAGUGUCCAGUGUCUUCUCCUUGAGGAAGGCAGCCAGCCCACUGGCUCCUGCUGGCUCCCACUGGCUCCUGCUGGGCUCCUGCGACUCCUCCAGCUGAACCUCCUGAAGGACCCUGCACCCCAGGACACAAUGGCCGCAAGGUUAGGGAGGCCACUGGUUGAGGUGGCAGGAGUACCCCUACCUGCUUCCACGGUGGACAACUGGAGCCAGAUCCAUAACUUUGAAGCCAAGCCAGACGAUCUCCUCAUCUGUACCUACCCCAAGUCAGGGACAACAUGGAUACAGGAAAUUGUGGACAUGAUUGAGCAGGAUGGGGAUGAGAUGAAGUGCCAGCGGUCCAUCAUUCAGCUCCGUCACCCAUUCAUUGAGUGGGCACAGCCACCCCAGCCCUCAGGUGUGAACAAAGCUAAUAUCAUGCCCUCCCCGAGGACGAUGAGGACACACCUGUCCACAGUGUUGCUGCCACCUUCUUUCUGGGGAAAGAGCUGCAAGUUCAUUUAUGUAGCUCGGAAUGCCAAGGACUGCAUGGUUUCCUACUACCAUUUCCAAAGGAUGAACAAAAAGCUCCCCGACCCUGGUACCUGGGAAGAGUACUUUGAAACCUUCGUCAAUGGAAAAGUAGCCUGGGGCUCCUGGUUUGAUCAUGUGAGAGGAUGGUGGGACAUGAGGGACAGAUACCAAGUUCUCUUCCUCUUCUAUGAGGACAUAAAGAGGGAUCCCAAGCAGGAAAUCCAGAAGGUGAUGCAGUUCAUGGGAAAGAACUUGGAAGAAGCAGUGCUGGAUAAAAUUGUCCAGCAGACAUCCUUUGAGAAAAUGAAAGAAAAUCCCUUGGUGAAUCGUUCCACAGUUCCCAAAUCUCACAUGGACCUAACUGUUUCUUCUUUCAUGAGAAAAGGAACUGUGGGGGACUGGAAAAACUACUUCACUGUGGCCCAGAAUGAGAGGUUUGAAGAAAUCUACAGAGAAAAGAUGAAAGGCACUUCUAUCUGCUUCUGCCUGGAGCUCUGA